AUGAUAUCUCAACAAUGGUUCUUGAAUCCUAUAUGUGCACCUGAACAAUCAAUUACUAUUCAAUUCACACAUAAUAUAACAAGUGUGCAAGAGAUACAAAAUGAUGAGUUGAAUAGUAGCUUUGAUAUCAUUGAAGAACUUCGAGGACCAGAUUGUUUUAAUUACGAAAUUCAACAAUAUACUUCUAAAAAAGCUGAAUACUGCCGAGGUAUUGGAAUCGCCAAAAAAGAAGUUCAAACUGCCCUUGAUACUGGUACAAUGGAUGAAUUUAUUAGUAUAUUGCAUAACUUUAUUGAAUCAAAGUCAAUUCAAGCUAAUAAUUUAUUGAGAUUGGACAAUAUUGAACUAGUAACGAAUCCUCACAUUAUUUCACAUCAUAGUCGACCGAAGAAACAAUUACAAGACUCUUUAAAUAAUGUUAAUCAAUCAAAUUCUCAGACAACUUACAAAAAAAUACUUCACGAAUCAAAUAUUACAAAUAAAUCUUCGCGAAAAUGUUCUUACUGUAAUG
Messenger RNA from Racocetra persica, 511 nucleotides. The record is from the annotation of a GenBank genome assembly. Lineage: Eukaryota; Fungi; Glomeromycota; Glomeromycetes; Diversisporales; Gigasporaceae.